AGCCAAAUAAAAUAACAAAAUGACCACAGCUGCCAGACCAACAUUUGAUCCAGCCCGUGGUGGCAGCGGUAAAGGUGAAAAAGAUUUGAGUGCCCUUAGUAAACAAUACAGCAGCAGAGAUUUGCCUGGACAUACCAAACUGAAAUACAGAGAAACUGGUCAAGGUACCUCCGAUGAGUUGCGCAAUCGUGAUUUCCGCAAAGAAUUAGAAGAACGCGAACGUGAGGCAAGGCCCAGUAAAAAUCUACCCUCAAUUGUGCGUAAAGCCAUCGAAGCCAACAACUCGUCAUCGGCCAGUAGUACACCGAGUAGUAAACGUGCCAAAUUGGAUGCACCACCUGCUCCAACAAAUCUUGAUGCUGAUGAUCCCGUCGAUAACGACAGUUCUGAUAGUGACUCUGAUUCAGAUGAUGAAGAUGACACUGCUGUGUUGCUAGCCGAAUUAAAUAAAAUCAAACAAGAACGUCUGCAGGAGGCAGCACGUAAAGAGCAAGAAAAGAAACAGGAAGAAGAACGUAUUCGUAUGGAAAAUAUUCUAUCGGGUAAUCCGCUGAUAAAUUAUGCAUCUGGGUCGGCAGCAACAGCCAGCAAAGCGGUGGCAGAUCUAAAAGUUAAACGUCGUUGGGAUGAUGAUGUCGUUUUUAAGAAUUGUGCUCGCACUGAACCCGAAAAGAAAACACAUUUUAUUAAUGAUUCGCUGCGCAGUGAAUUCCAUAAGAAAUUCAUGGAGAAAUAUAUUAAGUAGUUUAAGAUUUUUCUUCUUCA
Molecule: messenger RNA, 765 nt
Organism: Musca vetustissima
Lineage: Eukaryota; Metazoa; Arthropoda; Insecta; Diptera; Muscidae
Gene: c12.1
Product: protein CWC15 homolog
Exons: 2
Coding region: 20-745 (241 amino acids)
Biological process (GO): mRNA cis splicing, via spliceosome
Cellular component (GO): catalytic step 2 spliceosome
Molecular function (GO): RNA binding
Source: RefSeq, a predicted model, not a curated record